Colletotrichum tamarilloi is the source of this 1401-nucleotide messenger RNA. RefSeq names its product proline dehydrogenase. The record is from RefSeq and is a predicted model, not a curated record. The transcript is spliced from 2 exons. Gene Ontology annotation, molecular function: proline dehydrogenase activity; FAD binding. NCBI's taxonomy places the organism in Eukaryota, Fungi, Ascomycota, Sordariomycetes, Glomerellales, Glomerellaceae. Gene Ontology annotation, cellular component: mitochondrion. Bases 1 to 1401 code for a protein of 466 amino acids.
AUGAACGCAAGACUCGUUGCGUGCAGGCAGGCGCCGAUGCCUUUCUGCAGAUCCCUUCGGCUGAAGGGAGCGGCGAGAUAUGUCAGCACCACGUCGGCCAAGACACAGACCUUAUCUCCAACAGCACCGCGGACAUUCACGCCGACCCUGAAGAAAUCACCCUUAUCUAGACUUUCAACAAAGGCCCUGGUCCGGUCACUAUUCCUCACACAAUUCAUGUCAACGCCACUUCUCAUGAAGCCAGCACUACCUCUACUGCACUUUAUCGCUAACACAAAACUCGCACUUUUCAACCCCGAUAAGAACCCAUUGCUGAACCGACUAUUGAGAUGGACUAUCUACGACCAUUUCUGUGCUGGAGAGAACAUUCCUCAGGUUUCAAAGACUGUUUCUGAAGUGAAGCGGAUGGGAUACCAGGGUGUCAUUCUCAACUACGCAAAGGAAAUCGUUCUGGAUAAGAAAGCGGCCGCGGCGGAAGCGAAAGCUGGAGAGUACGCACCAGAGGUUUACCAGAUGGUUGACCAAUGGAAGAAGGGAAACCUCGAAACUCUCCAUAUGAUGGCGCCGGGCGAUUUCCUGGCUGUCAAGAUUACUGGCGCUGGUCCCAUCUCUGUAGAUGCAUUGAAGGCGAAAGCACCCAUCCCGGAAGUUUUGAGCAAGGCUUUGGACGAACUCUGCGAGGAAACCAACAAGCAAGGAUCUCGUCUCUGGAUCGAUGCCGAGCAACAAGCCCUUCAACCCCAAUUGGACGAGUGGACUAUCGACCUCAUGAGAAAGCACAACCGCCAGAGCAAGCCUUUGAUCUACAACACUAUUCAGGGCUAUCUCAAGGGCUCCAAGGCUAAUUCCGAGCGUCACAUUUCCCUGGCCGCGAAGGAGGGCUGGAGCUUGGGAGUCAAGUUGGUCCGCGGCGCAUACAUCGAGAACGAAGUCCGAUCCCUGAUCCACGACACCAAGGAAGAUACCGAUAAGAACUUUGACGACAUCGCCGACAUGUUCAUCAGCCAGAGACUCCCUCAAGACGCCAAGGAGUGCCAGUUCCCCGCUAGCGCGCUCUUUCUCGCUACCCACAACGCCGCCAGCUCUGCGACAGCGAUCUCUACCCACCGCCGCAGAAUCCUAGACGGCCAAGCCACGACUGAGCUUGAGUGCGGUCAGCUGUUUGGUAUGGCGGAUGAAUUGAGCUGUGAGUUGCUGGACAACUACGAUACCUGUGUGGCAGACUCUGGGUUGAAGAGAGAUGCUAUCCCCAAGCCGUUCAAGUAUCUCCCGUGGGGUUCGGUUUCAGAGUGCAUGGGAUACCUGCACAGAAGGGCGGUCGAGAACAAGGGAGCUGUCGCGGAGAGCGCUCACAUGCUUGGCUCAUUGAAGAGCGAGCUGAGACGCCGGGUCUUUGGUUGA